This is a messenger RNA of Glycine soja, 591 nucleotides long. RefSeq lists its product as uncharacterized. The coding region runs from base 1 to 591 and encodes 196 amino acids. The record is from RefSeq and is a predicted model, not a curated record. The transcript has 2 exons. NCBI's taxonomy places the organism in Eukaryota, Viridiplantae, Streptophyta, Magnoliopsida, Fabales, Fabaceae.
AUGGCAACGACGAACGGAAAAUUUCCGGCGAACUUUCCGGUUCUUGAUGGGAGAAAUUACGAUCAGUGGAGUAUAAAGAUGAAGGCGAUCCUCGGUUAUCAAGAUUGUGUGAAUCAAGCAAUUUUUGAGAAAAUUGUGAGAUCGGAGACGAGCAAAGUGGCAUGGGAUGUUCUCGCGAGCUCCUACGCCGGUGAUCAGAAAUUGAAGAAAGUACGGCUUCAAACUCUAAGGCGACAAUAUGAAUUGCUAGGCAUGGAAGAGAGUGAGACAAUUGCUACCUAUUUCACUCGUGUUCAAACCAUGACAAAUCAAAUGCAAUCGUGUGGUGAAACUCUGUCUGAUGAGAAGAUUGUUGAGAAGAUAUUACGAUCGGUGCAUUCGCGAUUUGAUCAUGUCACGGUAGCGAUUGAAGAAUCGAAGGAUCUAUCAACACUAAAAUUGGAGGAGCUUCAAGGAUCACUUGAAGCACAUGAACAACGAAUGAAUGAGAGGAAGUCUGUGAAGCCUAGCACUGAACAAGCAAUCAUGGCAGAAAGUGGAAACAGAAGUCGUGACAGUCAAGGAGGACGUGGCAGAAGUAGAAACAAUUAG